AUGACAAGUUCAAAUUAUUUUAAAAAUGAAAAGAAUAAUUGUGAAGAAGCAGUUGGCAAGUUGGGGGAGGAGAACUAUGAUAACGACGUCAUAGAAAUUAUAACUUUAAAUGAAAACGAGCCUCGGUGCAACAAAGUGUCAAGGUUUGAUAACCUUGGGGGCGUGCCUCCAGGAAAGAGCAACUACAACAUGCCAAUGGAGGGAUGCAGUGACAUUGAAAUUAUAGAGGACAUAAACUUUUACAACUAUGAGCAAAUAAAAUCGGCGAAGAUGAAAGAAUUCGAGGCGUCGAACAGGAGAGCCCAGUUGAUAAGGGAAAAAGGAGUUUUCUUUGAGUAUUAUUUAGGGUGUAUAGAAACGGACUCCAUAAUUCUGUCGAGCGAAAUAUGCGACGUAAAGAGUGACAAAGAUAUUGAGAUCAGCUAUGAAAUAACACCGAAAUCAACAAAGCGGUCAUAUUCUCCCAUGUAUAUGCUAAAGGUAAAUAAAAAUUACGUCAUGUCUAAUGAUUAUAUUAAAGUGAUAGGUAGAAAUAUUCCCACAAAUAAUAAAAAAGUAAAAAAGAAAAAAGUAUUAACAAAGAAAGGGAACAAUUCUCCAUUAUGCAAUGAACAAUAUUCAGAAGUUCAUAUGGACUCCAGUAAAAUUCUAUCCGCAAAUAAAAAGUUCAUAGAAUUUGAUAAAUGCAAAAGUGAAAUUUUAAAAGAUAUUAAGGAGGGGUACCCAUGUAUAAGAAUCAAGCAUCAUAAUAAUCGAGACAUCUCCAAAAUUAAAAGCAAUUUGUCCAAGACAUUAUGUGUACUCCUCGUUUUGAAUGCAAUAAGAAUUGAAAUUAUGUUAGAAAAAAUUUCCUUAUCUGACUUAAAAUUUGGGGGGAGCUUAAGAACUUUUAUUCAUGUCAUUUUAUACCCUGAUUCUUUUAAAAUUGACUCUCAUAAAUUUCAUGAGUAUAAUUCUUUAAUUAAAUGCAGUGUGGAUAAUUUAUUUAAGGAGCUUAGAAUCACACCACUACGAUUAGCAAAAAAUGUCGAUAUGGAUUCUUUUGAAAGUUCUCAUAUCAGGAUAAAUAAGGAAACCUUGUUGUCGUCUAAUAGUGUUCUUAAGAGCGACACAUCCGUGUAUGGCAAGAAGGACAAGGUGGGGGACAACUCCUCUGGUUUCAGCACCCCCUACAAGGCGCUGGGCGGCUCCAGGCGUUCUGUCCUAGACCCGGCCUCUCUAAGCGUAACCAAGGAGGAAGACGAAAUUGUGGACUCCCUCAGCGAAAACGAGAUGGAGGAAAACAACGAAGAUGCAACGAACAUGGUUUUUAUGGAGGAGAAAUAUCGAGGAGGGUACUUGCUAGACGAGUUCGAGGAAAUUCACCCGGACGAGUUUUACUUCAAACCUACGUUGAAAACGUACCAGGCGGAAGGAGUGUGGUGGAUGUACACCAAGGAAAACCCUCCAGAAUAUUUCAAAGAAAAAAUCAGAAAAAACGAGGACAUAAAAGAAAUCGUUAUUGAUGAAGUUGUCAAGGAUAAUCCUCAUUUUCAAGGCGUGGCAAAGAACCCCACGCAGGUGCUUUCUAUAAUACAUGAGAAGUUGUCCCCGGAGUUGGCUCUCACGCAGGGCGCUCUGUCUCAGUGUAAGAGCGAACCGAUGGACACACCGUCCCAACGCCAUGUGAAACUGAGCGACUUGGCCAUCAAGAGGGAGAAGGUCAAGUCGCGCGACCAAAGGGCAGACAACAGCGGCGAACAAAACGCCGCCGCCGCUGAUGAUGAUGAUGACGAUGAUGACGAGGACGACAUUCGGAACAAGCAGCCGCUUAACCCCCUGUGGGAAGAACACUCAUUCAUCCCCAACAUAAAAAUUUACGAGAAAGACAACUUGGUGUGCGUGCUAAAAUAUUUCUAUGUAAACAAAUUAACGGGGUGCUUUUCGCUAACGUACCCGCAGUAUGUGCCCCAAUUCAGGGGUGGCAUUUUAUCAGAUGAAAUGGGGUUGGGAAAAACUAUACAAAGCAUUGGAUUAAUAGCUCACGAUGUUUACCAGAACAAAUUGCAUUUACGAAAUGGUAAGAAGGAAAAUAAGAACAAUAUUAUUUGUUUGAUAGAAAAUACCAUCAAGGGAUGUAAUAUUAAAAAAGGGGGGACAUUAAUUAUUGCCCCAUUAGCACUGAUCUAUCAGUGGAAACAAGAAAUCGAGAAACACACCAAGGAGGGUUUCCUCACGUCCUACAUUUAUUACGGAACCUCCAAAGAUAUAACCAGCGAAGAGUUGUGUAAGUACACGGUCGUGCUGACCACCUAUUCAACCCUAGUCUCUGAGUAUAAAAAUACGCUAAGUAAGAAACGGCAGGAUGGUGAAGAUAAUACACAUGUGGGGGAGAAUGAUGAUAUUGGGAAGAGUAAGCGUGAGCAUGGGGACGUGGGAUGGACCAAGGGGAGUACAAAGGAAGAAAAAGGCAUCAGUUCGAAAGCGAGUCUACAAAGUGGAUCAUAUAAUGAGAUCCCCAAAAUAAACAACUUUUUCAAGAAGACUAUUCUGGGAACCAAGAUGGCGACGACGAAUAAUAGCAUGCUGAAAUCAAGUGACGAUAGGAAGAACACAAAAGGGGGAAGCCUGAAGAAAGAGUGUCCCUUGUAUAGAAUAACAUGGAGAAGAAUUAUAAUUGAUGAAGCACAUGUGAUAAAAAAUAAAAAUUCCAUUCAGUCCAUUGCAGUGUGGAAAUUACGAGGAGAAAGAAACUGGUGCUUGACGGGAACGCCUAUACAGAACUCCAUAUUUGACAUAUUCCCGCUGUUCCGAUUUUUAGGAAUAAAACCAUAUGGAACCAUUGAAUGGUGGAACAAAGAAAUUAUAGACUACGUGAACAAGAACAAAUUGAACUUAGCCUUGGAUGUAGUAAGGAAAAUAUCAUCCCCCAUUUUGUUGAGGAGAACAAAAAAGUCAAGGACAAAAAAUGGGGACUAUAUUAUAUCUCUUCCGAAAAAAAAUGUGCACCUCUUGAAGCUGAAAUUUUCAAUGGAGGAAGAAGAUUUUUACCGGGCCAUAUUUUACCGAAGCAAAACCAAAUUUGACACCUACAUGCAUGAUGGGAAUGUGUUAAGUCAUUAUUCCCACGUGCUGCAGUUGCUGCUGAGGCUAAGACAGUGCUGCUCGCACCCGCUUCUUUUGUUCUCUAAGCCUUUUUUCGAGGAAUGGAAUCGCGAGGACAUAAACAACGCGCUGCAGAAGAAGGACGACGAUGAGUGGACAGGGGGAAAGGAAGGACGAGGAAAUGAUGUUCUCCCCGCAAAUGGCAGCGCUGGCGAAGGCACUCCAUUUAGCAGUUCCUACCGUAAGGACAUAACAGAAGGGACAACGAAGCAGGGAAACGACCUCAUAUACAACUUCAUGCUAGGCGCGACGCAUUCAAAUGAACUGGACGAUGAGUACAUCCAAAUGAUAGAGCUGCUAAAAGGAGGAAACCCAAUUCAAUGCGUAAUCUGCUUGGAAGACGCUGUGUAUCCACUAAUUAGCAAAUGCAUGCAUAUCAUGUGCAAAAAAUGUGCAGACAAUUAUUUUCACUUAACCCAAAUAGCAGAAAAGAAAUGCCCACAGUGCAAUCAGUACAUAAGCUUAAAAUCGUUGAAAACGCUACAGGAGAAUAAGUCUCCUCUGGACGACCUGCUAAAAAAAAUGAAAAAGGAAAACUUCGUUUACUCCACAAAAUUGAAGCAAUUAUUUGAUCAUAUACAAAAUGACAUGCAAAACGAAUUGCACAUUGUUGUAUUUUCACAAUGGAUUGGAUUUCUUAAAAUUAUUCAAAAAUUAUUAACCCUACAUGAUAUUCCAAACAAAAUAUAUGACGGGUCUUUAACAUAUGAAGAGAGAAAAACUACUCUCCAUUGGUUUAAUGUACAAAAGGGGAAAGUGUAUCAGCCAGGAAUUGGAUUUACUGAACCUUCUUCUCCAACUGUUGUAGAAAAAUUUUCCGGGAAAGUUCUCCUAUGUUCGCUGAAAGCAGGUGGAGUCGGUCUCAACCUUACCGUUUCGUCCAAGGUGUACUUGAUGGACUUGUGGUGGAACCCUGCUGUUGAAGAUCAGGCCUUCGAGCGCGUACACAGAAUUGGACAGCUAAAGGACGUUAGCAUUUACAAGUUCGUUUUGGAAAAAACAGUGGAGGAAAGAAUUCUACAAAUACAUCAGAGCAAGCAGUACACGGCUAACCAAAUUUUAACUCAAGAGGGAAACAAAAUUAACUCAGAGAUGAAAUUCGCUCCGCAAAAAUUGGGCAUGGACGAUUUCAUCCUCAUGUUCAAAGAUUGGAAUGCGGAAGAGUAG
This is a messenger RNA of Plasmodium fragile, 4311 nucleotides long. RefSeq lists its product as uncharacterized. Gene Ontology annotation, molecular function: ATP-dependent chromatin remodeler activity; ATP binding. The coding region runs from base 1 to 4311 and encodes 1436 amino acids. NCBI's taxonomy places the organism in Eukaryota, Apicomplexa, Aconoidasida, Haemosporida, Plasmodiidae. The record is from RefSeq and is a predicted model, not a curated record. The transcript has 3 exons.